AUGAAUUCGUUUAAUCCAAAUCAAUCACCUUUAGCCUCUCCGGCAAAAUUGAAUAAUGGAUCUCCAUUACGUAAAAAACAAACAAAUGCAUCAAAUAAUCAUAGUAGAACCCCAUCAGCAACUUCAAAUCUUCUACAUUCACUACAAAAAGAUUUUAAUAAACUCGAAAGACAAUAUACCGAACUACUAAUGAAAAAUAAUAAUAUAUCAAAUGAUUAUACUCAAUUAGAAUAUGAUAUUUCCUUGAAAAAUAAACAAUUACAAGAUCAAUCAGAAAAAAUUUUCAACUACGAAAAAAUUUUGAAAAAUAUGGAAAAUGAUUAUAAUAAAAAUAAAGAGUUAUUAGAACAAGAAAUUUUUUAUUAUAAAGAUUUAAUUGAAGUUUUAAAUUCUAGAAUUGAAAAACUUGAUAAUGAAAAACAAUCAAUUCUACUAAAUAAUGAAUCAAAAGUCAAAUCAUUGAAUAAUAAUGAUUUAUUAGAAAAAUAUAAUAAAUUAUUGAAGGAUUAUAAAAUACUACAAAGUAACUUUGAAAUUGAACAAAAUUCAAAAUUAGUUUUAAUUGAUCAAAUUGAAUUUUUAAAUAAAGAAAAUGAAUCAAAAACUUCUCAAUUUAAUUCUCCAAUUGAAAAUUAUAAUAAAAUGAAUAAUGAUGAAGACGAUGAAAAUCAUGAAUUUCACUAUUUUAAUACCUCACAAAGAACUGAUAGUUCAAUUAAUGAUGAUGAAAGUAGUAUAAUACACAACAUUCAUCAUAUGAAUAAUAUAAUUCAACAUGAUGAUAGUGAUAGUGAUAAUGAUUCAAGAUUACAAAAUAGUCAUAUGUUAAGUUAUUUAGUUGAUGAUUUACAAAAAAAUAAAUUAGAAAGUUCAUCACCAAUUAAACAAUCAAACUAUAUUGAUGAUGAAUCAAUGGAAGUUUCAAAUAAUUUUCAAUUUCCUCCUUUGAAUAAAGAUUCACAAUUAAAUAUAGAACAAUCCCAAUCAAAAUUUCCUCCAUCCCCUGAUCCACAAUAUAAAAAUCAAAAACGCCAAUCAUUACCAGUUAAAUUGAAAUCUUCUCAUGCAUCUCCUUUAAUUGAUAAUGAAGAAUUUGUUCUUUCACCAUUGAAAUUAACUAAUGCAAAUACUACUUCAUUUUUUGAUCUUGAUACAUCUUACACUCAAAAAAGGUAUUCAAAUUCUAAACCAAAUCAUUCAAGAUAUAAUUCUCAUGAUAUUGUGCCAAUAAAAGUUGAAUUUGAACCAUUAGAACUGACAGUUAGAAGUAGUUCAUUACCAGAAAGAGAACAUCAAUUGAAAAAAUUUGAUAUAAUAAAUGAAGAAAAUCAAUCAAUAAAAGAAGAAGAACCUAAUAGUAAAUCAUUUAGAAACUCUGCAUUUUAUUCAUUAACGGGGAAUUUUUAUGAAACACCUUCUAAUCGAAAUUCAAUUUUGACAUCAAAUACUAACAACUCAUCUAAAAGAUCAAGUUUAAUUGUUGAUAAUAAUAAUAACACUACGUCCAAUGAUAUAACCAAACAAGAAAUCAUGAAAUUAAAGUUUGAAUUACAAUCACUCAAGUUACAUAAUGAAAAAUUACUAUCAUAUAUUGGAUUUGAAUUACAAAAACAAAAGAAAAAUAUUAAGAAAUUAUCAAAUAAACAAUCUUUAAAUGAUUUGAGAAAUCAACAAGAUGAUGAAGUUAAAAGUCCUCAAAGAAAUAAUGAUAAAAAAAUUGAAUAUUCUGAUGCAAAAUUAAUUGAAAGAUCUAGAGAAAUGUUAAUUCACAAAAAAAGAGUAUUAAGGUCAGUUUCAAUAAAUCCAAUAAUGUCCAAAAACUAUCACCAUCAAAAUACAUUGAAUCAUCGUAAUAGUAAGAAAAAUAAUUUGAAUAGAGGAAUUGGAAUUGGAUUAUUGCCUUUAAACGAAUUAACCUUAUCUAGAACAAAUUCUGGACAAGAAGAAUUAUUUUCAUUUACAAGUGAUUUCAUUAACAGUAUUGAUAAUCAGGAUGAAGAUGAAGAUGAAUAUGGGUUUUUAAAACAUAAUCCCAGAUUCAAAAAUAGAAUCUUAUCCAAUGGAUUAAAUGAUUAUUUAAACUAUAUUGUGGAAAAUGACGAGCAAGAUGACGAAUCCGAUAAUGACAUCAGCAGCUUAUAUUCUGGUAAACUCCCCAAGAAAUAUAAAUCUCAAGUAUUUUAUCAAAAAUCAAAUUAUAAUGACUCGAGUAUUCUCAUUGAUGCAGAUGAAUCCACCACCGAUUUCCCUCGCGACAAAUGGGUUAACGAUGAAGAUGACACUUCGAGUGAUGGUACCAUCACCGAUGACGACGGAGUAUUACACCGAAUCAAAUCAAUAUGUUUUGGCACCUCCAAGGAAAAAUCUCAUCACCAUAACCAUAAAAGAAAGAAAUCACAACCAUCGGUUGACGACAACUUGAAGUACAAGUUUUUAUCCAUUGCAUUUGGAAUCAUGUUGAUUGGUAUCCGAUGCUCCAGCUACCAACAAAAGACCGCCAUAUCAAACUAG
Hyphopichia burtonii NRRL Y-1933 is the source of this 2511-nucleotide messenger RNA. RefSeq lists its product as uncharacterized. The coding region runs from base 1 to 2511 and encodes 836 amino acids. Lineage: Eukaryota; Fungi; Ascomycota; Pichiomycetes; Serinales; Debaryomycetaceae. The transcript has a single exon. The record is from RefSeq and is a predicted model, not a curated record.